This is a messenger RNA of Heterocephalus glaber (naked mole-rat), 1335 nucleotides long. NCBI's taxonomy places the organism in Eukaryota, Metazoa, Chordata, Mammalia, Rodentia, Bathyergidae. The record is from RefSeq and is a predicted model, not a curated record.
AUGGAGGAAUGUGGCGAAGAAAAACAAGGCAUCCAUGUUUCUUUGAAAGAUAAUGCGCAGAAGGAGUGGGAGAAAUUACAAGAGGCGUAUAAUAAUUAUAUGAAGGCCAAAUAUGGAGGCAAAGAGAUCAAGGAUACAAAAGAAACCUCCCAAAGAUAUCGACCACUUGAAAAGCAGGAACUUGACAAAGAAAAACAAGGCAUCGAUGUUUGUUCAGAAGAUAAUGUGCAGAAGGCGUUUGAGAAAUUUGAACAGACCCGGCUAAAUUUUAUAAGGGCCAAGUAUUUAGGCAAAGAGAUCAAGGAUACAAAAGAAAGCUACAACGGAAAACCACCACUUAAAAUCCAAGAACUUGACAAAGAAAAACAAGGCAACGAUGUUUGUUUGGAUGAUAUUCUGCAGAAGACGCACUUGUAUUUAAACCAGGCCCAGAAAUAUUAUACGAAGGCCGAGCAUCUCCAUGUUCUUCUGGAAAAUCUGUCUGAACCAGUUGCAUCCUCAGAAACUACUGACACCCUCAAGACAUGUUCCCCCGAGGAGUUCCUGAGAGUUCGUACAGAAAGGGCUGCAGAGAUCUACCCAAUAAAGGACAAAAAUGAACGCAGUCGCCAGGCUCUCAUCAUAUGCAAUAUAGUGUUUGACCACCUUUCUGUAAGGAAUGGGGCCAAAUAUGACAUCAUAGGAAUGAAGAAGCUGCUUGAGGGCCUAGACUACACUGUGACUGUGAAAGAGAAUCUUACAGCCAAGGAUAUGGCCUCAGUGCUGAGUGAAUUUGCUGACAAACCGGAGCACAAGUUGUCAGACAGCACAUUCUUGGUAUUUAUGUCUCAUGGUAUCCUGCAAGGAAUAUGUGGAAUUAUGCAUAGUGAGAAAAACCCCGAUGUGCUUCAAUAUGACACCAUCUUCAACAUAUUCAACAAUAAGAAUUGCCCUGAUCUAAGAGACAAACCCAAAGUCAUCAUUGUACAGGCCUGCAGAGGUGGAAACUCCGGGGGAGUGUGGGUCAGAGAUUCUCCAGCAGCCCUGGAAGACGCCCCAGCCCAGUCACCUGAAAACCUGGAGUCCGAUGCUGUUUAUAUGACCCACGUGGAGAAGGAUUUCAUCACUUUCCACUCCACAACCCCACAUAAUGAGUCCUGGAGAAACACUACAAAAGGUUCCUACUUUAUCAUAAAACUUAUCGCAGGUUUGCAGAAAUAUGCCUGGUGUUAUCCUCUACAGGAAAUAUUCCAGAAGAUACAGCUAUCAUGUGAAAAGGCAAAUGAUAUAGCCCAGAUGCCCACUAUUGAGCGGUCAACUGCAGGAAGAUUAUUCUUCCUCUUCCCCGGCAACUGA